Molecule: messenger RNA, 1562 nt
Organism: Rhinichthys klamathensis goyatoka
Lineage: Eukaryota; Metazoa; Chordata; Actinopteri; Cypriniformes; Leuciscidae
Product: free fatty acid receptor 3
Exons: 1
Coding region: 531-1562 (343 amino acids)
Biological process (GO): positive regulation of calcium ion transport; response to fatty acid; G protein-coupled receptor signaling pathway
Cellular component (GO): plasma membrane
Molecular function (GO): bioactive lipid receptor activity
Source: RefSeq, a predicted model, not a curated record
AGUCUCUUAGUGAGUUUACAGCUUUAAUGGUUUAACCGUCCAGUUCAUUUCAUGUGACCGAGUCACGGCUGGAUGGGCAAGGCUUCCUGUAAAGCCCAAUUAUUCUGAAUCAUUUCACUAAAGGGGCCUGAUCUGACGUGUGCACCAAGGGCAAAUACGGCAACAUGAGACCAUAUAAAUGCCAUCUUGCUACAUUAAGUACCCAUCCCCUUGCCUCAUAUCAGACCAAUUCAAGCUCUUAGAUGCACUAACCACCCAUCUUACACCCCUCCCACGCCCCCUUUUUCUCCCCACCCUACUUUGUGCUUUCCAAAUAAAUACAAACUUCCGUGCAAAUACGAACUUCUCCAUUGUCUUCAUCUAUUUUUCUCUCUCACACAGAUUGGAAGGUAUUCAGCAUUUUAUUUGAUUCGGGAACGGCAAUUCUUCCGCAUGGAAUAACGAGGGAAUACUGGAGGCCAAUGGAGAGCCUGUAAAAAGGAGUAUCUGGUAUUUGUUAAUUGAGCAACAAAUCUAGAAAUUGAUCUGACAUGGAGCUGACUGCGUUCAGCUAUGUCUCGAUGUUGAUCUACUUCUUCACCUUCUUGCUUGGACUUCCCGGCAACCUCCUCGUUCUUUUCGUGUACAUCCGUAAGGCUCGAAAACACGGCGCCACUCCCAAUGUGGUCUACGCUCUUAACCUGUGUGUGGCAAACCUCGCUCUAGUGUUGUGGAUGCCAGUCAAAGUGGCCGAGACGGUGCUCCAGGGUUGGGCGCUUCCAGCUGCCAUUUGUCCCAUUUACAGCUUCUUUCUGUUCUCCUCGGUCUACGGUAGCAGUCUGAUCCUCACAGCAGUCGUCGUGGGCCGUUACCUGAGUAUCGCAUACCCCAUAACUUACAAGCUCUACCGCCGGGCCCAUACUUCUAGCUUAGUGAGCGCCAUUUUGUGGGCUUUAGUGCUCUUGCACUUGGGUUUUGCUUAUCUUGCCGAAGGAGGGGGACAUUUUGUGUCUUUAUCUGAGCAUAAUGUCUCUGCAUGCUAUGAAAACUUCACCCAGGAGCAGUUGGAUGUGCUAGUGCCUUUGCGCCUAGAGAUGGCACUGCUACUCUUCCUGGUGCCACUUGUUUUGUCAGCUUUCUGCACGCUGCGCUGCCUUGUGCUUGUCAGACACUCUUCUUUGCCCUCUGGUGGGAAAAGAAGGGUAUUAGCCAUUGCACUCUCCACAUUAGUUGUAUUUGUGGUCUGUUAUGGACCCUACAAUGUUUCCCACGUGGUAGGCUUUGUCUUGUACACUAAUGUGAAGUGGAGAAGUGAAGCCAUGCUGUCCAGCUCCUGCAAUGUCUUUCUAGAGCCCGUGGUUAUGUUGAUGCUUUCGCCGUGGACGCCGAGGGAUUUGGUUGACAGGCUGUGCCGUAAGAGAAGAGACGCAUCAUGCAAGUUGUGGCAUCAGCAUCACUGCAGUAUGGCUUCCAGGAACCCUCAAACAACAACUACACAGGCAAUGUCAAUAAUAAGCCAUGGAGAAUCUAAAGAUGACAGAGCAAGAGCAAACAAAGCAGACCCGUCCAUAAAAGUGACCUGA